This is a messenger RNA of Equus caballus (horse), 3563 nucleotides long. RefSeq names its product adenylate kinase 7 (gene AK7). Gene Ontology annotation, biological process: nucleobase-containing compound metabolic process. Gene Ontology annotation, molecular function: AMP kinase activity; ATP binding; nucleoside diphosphate kinase activity. The record is from RefSeq and is a predicted model, not a curated record. Gene Ontology annotation, cellular component: cytoplasm. Lineage: Eukaryota; Metazoa; Chordata; Mammalia; Perissodactyla; Equidae.
CCCAGCCCGGGAACCCGGCGGCCCCGCCCCCCGGACGCCCCGCCCAACGCCCUAGGCCCCGCCCCCAGAGAGCCUCCCGUCCCGGCGGGCCCCGGGCCCCGACCCCACCUCCUUGGCAACCAAAGCGACGCUUUCUCCUUAGCAACCAGCGCGGCUCCCACCAUGGCGAACAAAGUUGCUGCCCCGACGGAGAAAGUUCCGCGGAUCCAGAGGGUCUUUAUAAACCUGCUGGACACAUACAGCAGCGGAAACAUCGGCAAGUUUCUAUCGAACUGUGUAGUCGGGGCUUCACUUGAAGAAAUUACAGAAGAAGAGGAAGAGGAAGAUGAAAGCAAGUCAGCCAUGCAGGAACCCUCCUCAGUCAAACUGAAGGAAGGCACGUUCCAGAUCGUGGGCACGCUCUCCAAGCCCGAAAACCCGCGGCCCACCUUCGCGGUGGAGACGUACAGUGCCCUCUCUCGGGAAGACCUCCUCCUGCGCCUGCUGGAGUGUGACGUCAUCAUUUACAACAUCACCGAGAACUCUCAACAAGUGGAGGAAGCUGUCUGGGCAGUCUCGGCACUCAAUGAAGAAGUCAGCCAUUUUGAAAGGCGAAAGGUGUUUAUUUUAUUGUCCACCGUGAUGACUUGGGCGCGAUCCAAAUCCACGGACCCCGAUGAUUCUGACAUUCCAUUUACUGAAGAGGAUUAUCGAAGAAGAAAACAGCAUCCUAAUUUUCUGGACCACAUAAAUGCUGAAAAAAUGGUCCUCAAAUUUGGAAAAAACGCCAAAAAAUUCGUGACUUACGUAGUUGCUGCUGGACUUCAGUAUGGACUGGAAGGAGGCAUCUUACAUACUUUUUUCAAGAUAGCUUGGUUGGGUGACGUUCCUGCAUUACCAGUUUUUGGCGAUGGAACAAACGUGAUUCCAGCAAUUCAUGUUCUUGAUCUAGCAGGUGUGAUACAGAACGUCAUAGACCACGUGCCGAAGGUUCGUUACCUGGUUGCUGUGGACGAAUCUGUUCAUACCCUGGAAGACUUUGUCAAGUGCAUCAGUAAAAGUACUGGCCCUGGGAAAAUCCAGAAAAUACCCAAAGAAAAUGCUUUCCUAACCAAGGACUUAACACAAGAGUGUCUUGACCAUUUACUGGUCCACUUGAGAAUGGAAGCACUCCUUGUGAAGGAGAAUUUUAACAUUCGAUGGGUUGCCCAAACAGGAUUUGUGGAAAAUAUCAACAAUAUCCUCAAAGAGUACAAGCAAAGCAGAGGAUUAUUGCCCAUCAAGAUUUGCAUUCUCGGGCCUCCUGCUGUGGGAAAAUCCAGCAUUGCUGAAGCACUGUCCAAACAUUACAAACUGCACCACAUCAAGUUGAAGGACGUCAUUUCCGAAGCCAUAGCAAAACUGGAGGCGAUUGUCGCACCUAAAGAUGGAGGGGAAGGCGAAGAAGAAGGUGAAGAGGAGGAGGAAGAGGAGAAUGUGGAAGACGCACAGGAGCUCUUGGACGGCAUCAAAGAAAGCAUGGAGCAGAACUCGGGCCAACUAGAAGAUCAAUAUAUAAUUAGAUUUAUAAAAGAAAAGCUAAAAUCUAUGCCUUGUAGGAAUCAAGGUUAUGUAUUAGAUGGGUUCCCAAAGACCUACGACCAAGCCAAAGACCUGUUCAAUCAAGAAGAUGAGGAGGAGGAAGAAGAGGUCAGAGGCAAAAUGCUUCCCUUUGAUAGACUAAUCAUACCUGAGUUCGUCUGUGCCCUGGAUGCCUCGGACGAGUUCCUCAAGGAGCGGGUGAUGAAUCUGCCGGAGAGCGUCGUGGCAGGGACCCACUACAGCCAAGACUGGUUCCUCCGGUCACUGAGCAACUACCGGGACAUCAAUACCGAAGAUGAGACUGUCUUAAACUAUUUUGAUGAACUUGACAUCCACCCGAUACAUAUUGAUGUAGGAAAGCUUGAAGAUGCUCAGAACAGACUUGCUAUCAAACAGCUCAUCAAAGAGAUUGGGAAGCCUCGAAAUUACGGUUUAACGGAUGAAGAAAAGGCAGAAGAGGAGCGGCGAGCUGCCGAGGAAAGCCUGGCCAGGGAGGCCAUGCAGGAAGCGGAACGCGAACGCAAGGAAGCCUUGGAGAUGGCAGAGAAGAUUGCUCGCUGGGAGGAGUGGACGACUAGAGGAAGUGAAAAGAGAAGAAAGAGAAUUACUGGAGGCCCAGUCUAUUCCCCUGAGGAAUUAUUUAAUGACCUACGUUAUGCCAACGCUUAUGCAGGGUCUGAAUGAGUGUUGUAAGGUCAGACCGGAUGAUCCCAUUGAUUUCCUGGCUGAGUAUCUCUUCAGGAACAAUCCUGAAACGCAGUGAAACUUGAAAGAUCUGAUGUCACUUCACAGAGCUCGAGAUGAGUUUAACGUUGUAAUCCGAAAAAUUGCUUUAAAAAAGUGUUUUUUCAGUUUUUGGAAAAUUCUUUUUUUCUUCCCACAAAUAAAUAUUUUAUUAAGUAGAAUCAUUAUAAAAAGCUCAAUGGCAAUGGGUCACUAAUUCAUUAAAACUAUAUUUGAAAGGUAAAUUGAUAACGUAUUUGUGCGUAGCUCAUGGCACGAAUAUUGAUUUAAUGUUUCAUUCUUAGUCUAAGUAUUCUGUACACUAAUGUUUAUAAUAAUUUAAUUUGUAGCAUGAAGAAAAUCAGACUAUAUAUUAUUCUAGCAUGUCGGCUGAUGAAUUUAUGCGAUUUGUUAUGUCCCCAAUACCAAUGGUGUUAGAAAUGGAAAGAAAUUAGAGCAGUUGAUGCUUUCUGAGUCACGUUAAGUCAGAUUGCUUUUUGAGUCCAGGGUCAGUAUGCCAGUCAAUGAGUCAGGGAGAAUUGCAAAGCUCUUCGUAGAAAAAUUCAUGUAACAGGACGAAUAAUUCUCAUAUUUGUGAUAAUUGGAAAGUCGCUGAAUAUUUUCCACAAACUAACUUUACAAUCUAAGCAUAAGCAGUCAAUCCCUAUGGUCUUUCCCAGCUCCAAAAAUCCCACAAUUCCCAGAAUUACACGGAAUGAGAAAUUAGUUUAGGUUUAUUUUAAUGGCAUAUAUAUUUCAUCCCUUUAAAUAAUGUAAUCUGAAUAUAAUUGCACUAUUUUUUUUAUUGUGGCAAAAUACGCGCAGCAGAAAUUUACCAUUGCAACCAUUUUAAAGCACUGAGUACAUUCAUGAUGUUGUCCACGCCUCACCUCUAUCUAGCUCCGGAACUCUUUCAUCACCCCAAAUGGAAACCCUGCACCCAUUAAGCAGUUACUCCCCGUUAUCCUUGUCCCCAAAGCUCCCAGCAGUCACUAAUCUGCUUUCUGUGUCUAUGGAUUUGUCUAUUCCGGAUAUUUUCUGUAAGUGUGAUCAUAUGAUAUGUGGCCUUUUGUGUCUGGCUCCUUUGACUUCAUGUGUUUGCCGGGUCCAUUCAUGUUGUAGCAUGUGUCAGUACUACUUCCUUGCUCUUUUUGGCCGAAUCAUAUUGCGUUGUAUGGAUAGACCACACUUUGUUUAAUCAUUCAUUUGUUGAUGGCAAUUUGGGUUGUUUCCGCCUUUUAGCUAUUGUGAAUAGAGCUGUUAUGACCAUUUGUUUCCAA